This is a messenger RNA of Pyricularia pennisetigena, 807 nucleotides long. RefSeq lists its product as uncharacterized. The coding region runs from base 1 to 807 and encodes 268 amino acids. The transcript has a single exon. The record is from RefSeq and is a predicted model, not a curated record. NCBI's taxonomy places the organism in Eukaryota, Fungi, Ascomycota, Sordariomycetes, Magnaporthales, Pyriculariaceae.
AUGCGGCUUCCCAAAGGUCUCGCUCUGCUGAGCCUCACGGCGCUUGUCGCGGCCGCGCCUCUGAAUCCUAGGGCUUCAAACGUCACCAGCGCAGAACCUGUUUUUGUCAACUCGGAUCCCAAGACCCCUUCAGCCGGAACAUCGACAGCUUCAGGGACAACACCUCAGCAAACUCCAGCCAAUGAGCCCCAUUUCAUGAAGCCGUCAUCAUCUCCGCAAGAGACAUCACAAAAAGCUUCGGCGCCAGAACCGGCAGCGGCAGCGCCAAAGUCAAGUACAACCCUACCGGUCAUAAUCAUCCCACCCCCAGCCGACGCCCCUUCCGGAACAGAACCCUCCAUCUUCACCCCAACACCUGACAGGCCAUCCCCGUCACCAUCGCCUCCCCCUCCACUGUCUAACGGCGGUCGCAGCGAUCUGAACCCGGACCUGGUCCCUUCGUUUGGCGUGAUACCCAACACGAACCGCGACGCGCAGCAGCCGGGUUCGUGCGACGGCUUCACGGGCGCCGAGAUCGUGUUGAUACCCUGCUCGUGCCCUCCCGACCGAGAGGUCUUCCUCUCGCGCCUGCGCGACGCAAUCGCCGUGGGCAGCUUUGUCGACGAGCCCGUCGUGUUCAGCAACGAUGCGUCAGACGACUCACCCGCGACCAACCGCGUCCGCGCCGACGCCAUGCUCGUCGUCCUGCAGAGCCUCAGUGGCGUCAGGGGCGUCGGAUGUCCGGCCGCCUCAGCGCCAAACUUUCUCGAGAUGCAGAGAUCGGGCGUCAGGAUCAAUGGGACUUUUAUCGCGGGUGAUUCCGUGUGA